AUGGCCUUCUCAAUGGCCCUCCCCUGGUCCCCAGGCGAAGAAACAAUGCACCGCCUCCUCCGCGUGCCCGAGCAAGACAAUCCCACCUCCUCGAUGCUGACACCGCAAGCAGCUUUCAUGCUCCAGCGCGCCCCGCUGCUUGCUAUCGGCACGCUAGACGCUGAGCAGCGGCCCUGGACCACUAUCUGGGGCGGCGACCCUGGCUUUUCCAGAUCCCUAGGAGCGUCAAUCAUUGGCGUUAGGACUGCAGUGGAUGGGCGGUACGAUCCUGUUGUCGAGACGCUAGUUGGUGGGAAUGGAGAUGGGGAAGUUGUGAAGGAGACGGGGAGAGGGAGGAUGGUGGGGGGGUUGGCUAUUGACCUCACAACGAGGAAGAGGGUUAAGUUGUUUGGGAGGAUGGUGGCGGGGGCAUUGAGUAGAGUCGAUGGGGAGGGUGAUGGGGAUGGAAAGGGAGGCCAUGGGGAGAUUCAGCUGGUUGUUAGGAUCGAGCAGAGCUUAGGCAACUGUCCGAAAUACUUGAACAAGAAAGAAAUUCGCCCUGCAGAAUCGUCAUUAACGCCAGAACUCCUUGCUGAUGGGCCGACGUUGUCCCCGGCAGCUAUCGCCCUCCUAGCAAAAGCGGAUUUGUUCUUCGUCUCCAGCUCCAACUCUGACUUCGACAUGGACACCAACAACCGUGGAGGCCCGCCAGGGUUCGUCCGCGUUGUAUCCAAUGGGUCCGAAGCCGCUGAGCUCGUCUGGCCAGAGUACAGUGGCAAUCGGCUCUAUCAAACGCUCGGUAACCUCCAGAUCACCCCAAAGGCGGGCCUCGUCUUCUCGGACUUUGAGACCGGCGAUGUGCUGUACAUGACUGGUACAACCAAGAUCCUCGUCGGCAAAGAGGCGUCCGCCCUACUCCCACGCUCCAACCUGGCUGUAAAGCUUAAGAUCACCGAAGCGCGCUUCGUCCGGCAGGGCCUACCGUUCCGCGGCACAUUCGGCGAGCCAUCGCCUUACAAUCCUAACCUCCGGCUUCUAGUCAGCGAGGGCAACCUCAGAGCCAAAGCCUCGGACAGUCCAUCGAACACCGCCAAGUUACUCAAACAGACUCCAAUCACACCCACAAUCUCCCGCUUCCGCUUCGCAAUGACGAACCCAGUCCGCUACAAAGCCGGGCAGUGGGUAGCGCUAGACUUCUCAGAAGAGCUCGAUCUCGGAUACAGCCACAUGCGCGACGACGACCCGAGGAGCCUAAACGAUGACUUCGUGAGGACAUUCACUGUUUCGUCGCCGCCUGCAGCGCCGGAUGGUGUACCGCCGACGUCGGAAGAUGGAAUGCCGCCCGCUUACGACGGUAUGCCGCAUGACGAGUUCGAAAUCACCAUCCGGAAGGUCGGGCCUGUGACUGAGUUUCUGUUCCGGCAGAGUGACCGAUCGGGGUUGGAGGUGCCUCUGAGGGAUUUCGGCGGCGACUUUGCUAUUGAGCAACCAGGAGAGGACGGAGAGGUUGGGUAUGUGACUAGUGGAGUGGGCAUUACGCCAUUGCUUGCACAGAUCCCGGCAUUAGACUUGAGGCGGAUGCAGCUUCUGUGGACGGUGCGGAUGGAAGAUCUCAAGCUUGUUGUAGACACGAUCGAAAAGUAUCCUAGGCUGGGGCCUUCGGCAAGGGUUUUUGUGACGGGUUCGAGAGCGGAGGAUGAAAAUGGCUGGCGGAGCAUAGCCGAGUCCUUGAGGGGCGCCGGCGUGCGGCUGGAGCUACGGAGGCUCCUGAAAAGUGACCUGGAUAUACCGCAAGUGCAGACAUGGUAUGUUUGCGCCAGCAAAGCCCUGAGCUCAGUCAUCUUUCGGUGGCUGGAAGACCGUCGAGUCGUGUAUGAGAGUUUCGAUUACUAG
This is a messenger RNA of Coniosporium apollinis CBS 100218, 1872 nucleotides long. RefSeq lists its product as uncharacterized. The record is from RefSeq and is a predicted model, not a curated record. Lineage: Eukaryota; Fungi; Ascomycota; Dothideomycetes. Gene Ontology annotation, molecular function: oxidoreductase activity. The coding region runs from base 1 to 1872 and encodes 623 amino acids. The transcript has 2 exons.